UAUCAACCAAUGGCGCCUAGAAAAAGUUGGAAUGGCCCGCCCCCUUCUUUGAGGACGCCUCACGGCCCUCCGCCCCCUUACUGAAUAUUCAUGAAGAAGGCGAGUAGACGGCACUCCGCGUCAGGGCGGGCGCCAUGAAGCUCAACGUGGACGGGCUGCUGGUCUACUUCCCGUAUGACUACAUCUACCCGGAGCAGUUCUCGUACAUGCUGGAGCUCAAGCGCACGCUGGACGCCAAGGGUCAUGGGGUCCUGGAGAUGCCCUCAGGCACCGGGAAGACUGUGUCACUACUGGCCUUGAUCAUGGCAUACCAGCGGGCGUAUCCGCUGGAGGUGACCAAGCUCAUCUACUGCUCCCGGACGGUGCCUGAGAUUGAAAAGGUGAUCGAGGAACUGCGCAAGCUGCUCACCUUCUAUGAGAAGCAGGAGGGCGAGAAGCUGCCAUUCCUGGGCCUGGCCCUGAGCUCCCGCAAGAACCUGUGCAUCCAUCCCGAGGUGACACCCCUGCGCUUCGGAAAGGACGUGGAUGGGAAGUGCCACAGUCUCACGGCCUCCUACGUGCGGGCACAGUACCAGCAGGACACCAGCCUGCCCCACUGCCGCUUCUAUGAGGAAUUUGAUACCCAUGGGCGCCAGGUGCCCCUCCCUGCUGGCAUCUAUAACCUAGACGACCUGAAGGCCCUGGGCCAGCGCCAAGGCUGGUGCCCGUACUUCCUCGCUCGGUACUCGAUCCUGCACGCCAAUGUGGUGGUCUACAGCUACCACUAUCUCCUGGACCCCAAGAUCGCCGACCUGGUCUCCAAAGAGCUGGCCCGCAAGGCUGUGGUGGUCUUUGAUGAGGCUCACAACAUCGACAACGUCUGUAUCGACUCCAUGAGCGUCAACCUCACACGCCGCACCCUGGACCGCUGCCAGGCCAACUUGGAGACCCUGCAGAAGACCGUGCUCAGGAUCAAGCAGACGGAUGAGCAGCGCCUGCGGGAUGAGUACCGGCGCCUAGUGGAGGGGCUGCGGGAGGCCAGCAUAGCCCGCGAGACGGAUGCCCACCUGGCCAACCCCGUGUUGCCCGACGAGGUGCUACAGGAGGCGGUGCCCGGCUCCAUCCGCACAGCCGAGCACUUCCUGGGCUUCCUGAGGAGGCUGCUGGAGUUCGUCAAGUGGCGCCUGCGCGUGCAGCACGUGGUGCAGGAGAGCCCGCCCGCCUUCCUGAGCAGCCUGGCGCAGCGCGUGUGCAUCCAGCGCAAGCCGCUCAGGUUCUGCGCCGAGCGCCUGCGUUCCCUGCUGCACACCCUGGAGAUCGCCGACCUGGCGGACUUUUCCCCCCUCACCCUCCUCGCCAACUUCGCCACCCUUGUCAGCACCUACGCCAAGGGCUUCACCAUCAUCAUCGAGCCCUUUGACGACAGGACCCCGACCAUCGCCAACCCCAUCCUGCACUUCAGCUGCAUGGAUGCCUCACUGGCCAUCAAGCCUGUGUUCGAGCGCUUCCAGUCGGUUAUCAUCACCUCUGGGACCCUGUCCCCGCUAGACAUCUACCCCAAGAUCCUGGACUUUCACCCCGUCACCAUGGCAACCUUCACCAUGACACUGGCCCGGGUCUGCCUAUGCCCUAUGAUCAUCGGCCGUGGCAACGACCAGGUGGCUAUCAGCUCCAAGUUUGAGACCCGGGAAGACAUCGCCGUGAUCCGGAACUACGGGAACCUGCUGCUGGAGAUGUCAGCCGUGGUGCCCGACGGCAUCGUGGCCUUCUUCACCAGCUACCAGUACAUGGAGAGCACCGUGGCCUCCUGGUACGAGCAGGGAAUCCUUGAAAACAUUCAGCGGAACAAGCUGCUUUUCAUCGAGACGCAGGACAGCGCCGAGACCAGCGUGGCCCUGGAGAAGUACCAGGAGGCCUGUGAGAACGGCCGCGGUGCCAUCCUGCUGUCUGUGGCGCGGGGCAAGGUGUCUGAGGGAAUCGACUUUGUGCACCACUUCGGUCGGGCCGUCAUCAUGUUCGGCGUCCCCUACGUCUACACACAGAGCCGCAUACUUAAGGCGCGGCUCGAGUACCUGCGGGACCAGUUCCAGAUCAGGGAGAACGACUUCCUCACCUUUGACGCCAUGCGCCACGCCGCCCAGUGCGUGGGUCGCGCCAUCAGGGGCAAGACCGACUACGGCCUCAUGGUCUUCGCCGACAAGCGGUUUGCACGUGCCGACAAACGGGGAAAGCUGCCCCGCUGGAUCCAGGAGCACCUGACGGACGCCAACCUCAACCUGACCGUGGACGAGGGCGUCCAGGUGGCCAAGUACUUCCUGCGGCAGAUGGCACAGCCCUUCCACCGGGAGGACCAGCUGGGCUUGUCCCUGCUCAGCCUAGAGCAGCUGCAGUCGGAGGAGACGCUGCGGCGGAUUGAGCAGAUUGCCCAGCAGCUGUGAGCCCGGGCCACCCAGCACCCAGCAGGGGGAGCCAGAGGACCCAGUGGCUCGCAGGGAAGGACUUGUGGGGUGCAGGGGUGCGUGGCCUGCCGGAGCCCGCACUCACCCGGCCAUUCCAGCGGCAGGGCCCUCACCACGGAGCCGGGACACCAGCUUCUCACUGCCCCGCCGGAUGGACUCCCGGAGCUUGGAGAAGGAGCUGCUGCGGCGCAGGGCCUGGGGGGGGACGCCAGGGCGGUGGGUCAGCCCCUUGGCUGGCCGGCCCCGCUGCCCCGG
This is a messenger RNA of Ochotona princeps (American pika), 2693 nucleotides long. It is a transcript of the gene ERCC2, whose product is annotated as ERCC excision repair 2, TFIIH core complex helicase subunit. Gene Ontology annotation, cellular component: nucleus. The transcript is spliced from 24 exons. Gene Ontology annotation, biological process: transcription by RNA polymerase II; positive regulation of mitotic recombination; nucleotide-excision repair. NCBI's taxonomy places the organism in Eukaryota, Metazoa, Chordata, Mammalia, Lagomorpha, Ochotonidae. Bases 135 to 2417 code for a protein of 760 amino acids. Gene Ontology annotation, molecular function: DNA helicase activity; hydrolase activity, acting on acid anhydrides, in phosphorus-containing anhydrides; damaged DNA binding. The record is from RefSeq and is a predicted model, not a curated record.